AUGGCACAAGUUCUAAGUGGAAAAGAAGUGUCAGGAGAACUUCGAAAUGCGAUCAAGGAAGAAAUUGCUGCCAUAAGGCAGACCAGCCCUGACUUUAACCCUGGGUUAGCCAUUGUUCAGGUUGGAGGGCGUGAGGACUCGAAUGUUUACAUCAGGAUGAAGUGUAAAGCUGCAGAAGAAGUUGGCAUGACAGCCACACAUGUCAAGCUCCCACAGACUACAACAGAACAGGAACUUCUGCAAGUGGUUCAAAAGCUCAACUCUGAUGUGAAGACCCAUGGGAUUAUUGUACAGCUCCCUCUUGACUCUAGCAAUGAGAUCAACACAGACCUCAUCAUAAACUCCAUAGCUCCACAGAAAGAUGUAGAUGGGUUAAAUGGGGAAAAUGCUGCCAUGUUAUCCAGGGGUGACAUGUCUAAUUGUAUACUCCCAUGUACACCUAGAGGAUGUCUUGAACUUAUCAGGAAAACAGGUACUGAGAUCAAGGGAAAGCGGGCUGUUGUGCUAGGGCGUAGUAAGAUUGUAGGUUCACCAAUGGCUAAUCUGCUGACCUGGAACCAUGCUACAGUAACGAUAUGUCAUUCAAGGACCAUUGACCUUCCAUCUGUCUGUAAAGAGGCUGACAUUUUGGUAGCAGCAGUCGGCAGGCCUGAAAUGGUGAAAGCUGAUUGGAUAAAACCAGGUGCUGUCGUCAUAGAUUGCGGUAUCAAUUCCAUUCCAGAUGCCAGUAAGAAGAGUGGUCAGAGACUCGUUGGAGAUGUAGCAUACAGUGAAUGCAAGGAGGUAGCGUCAUGGAUUACUCCUGUACCUGGUGGUGUAGGGCCUAUGACUGUAGCUAUGUUAAUAAGAAAUACAGUAGAUGGUGCUAAACGUGAACUUGAGGCAGCUAAGGUAAAAACUUGGAAUCUCAGCACUCUACCACUUCAUCUUAAAACACCUGUUCCCAGUGACAUUGAAAUUGCUCUGUCUCAGACUCCUAAAGAUAUUGCUGUCCUUGCUAAAGAGAUUCACCUGCAACCUCAAGAGGUUGAUUUAUAUGGGUCAAAGAAAGCUAAAGUGUCUCUUAGUGUCUUAGAGAGGCUGCAGACACAACCUGAUGGCAAAUAUGUAGUUGUUACUGGCAUCACCCCCACUCCUCUUGGUGAAGGCAAGAGCACCACAACAAUAGGUCUAGCCCAAGCCCUUGGGGCCAAGUUAAGACAGAAUGUCAUUGCCUGUGUACGACAGCCAUCUCAGGGACCUACAUUUGGAAUUAAAGGGGGUGCUGCAGGAGGGGGGUACUCUCAGGUUAUACCUAUGGAGGAGUUCAACCUUCACCUCACCGGAGAUAUACACGCCAUAACUGCUGCAAACAAUCUAUUGGCUGCUGCCAUUGAUGCCAGAAUGUUCCAUGAGUCAACUCAGACUGAUAAAGCCUUAUAUGGUCGUCUUGUUCCUAGUAAGAAAGGAAAGAGAGAAUUCAGCCCGAUACAGAUUACACGAUUAGAGAAACUUGGUAUUACAAAACGUAACCCUGAUGAGUUGACGGAAGAAGAAUUUGGGAGAUUUUCCAGGUUGGAUGUUGACCCCAGCACUAUAACAUGGCAGAGAGUAUUAGACACAAAUGACAGGUACCUGAGGAAGAUUACAAUAGGACAGUCACCAACUGAGAAGGGUCUUACUCGAGAGACGCAGUUUGACAUCACCGUUGCCAGUGAGAUUAUGGCCGUGUUGGCGUUGACAAAAGACCUUGCAGACAUGAGGACAAGACUUGGAAACAUGGUGUUUGCCAGCAAUAAGAAGGGAGAGCCUCUCACAGCCAAUGAUUUGGGAAUCACUGGAGCUCUGGCUGUCCUGAUGAAAGACGCAAUUCGCCCCAACUUAAUGCAAACACUAGAGGGCACUCCAGUAUUUGUACAUGCGGGUCCAUUUGCUAACAUUGCCCACGGGAACUCAUCAAUCCUCGCUGACAGGAUUGCUUUGAAGUUGGUUGGAGAGGAUGGUAUUGUAGUGACAGAGGCAGGGUUUGGAGCCGACAUAGGAAUGGAGAAGUUCUUUGAUAUAAAGUGUCGCUAUUCAGGCCUUAUUCCCAAUGCGGUGACACUGGUUGCCACGGUGAGGGCACUGAAGAUGCAUGGGGGAGGACCCAAGGUCAUCGCUGGGGUUCCACUGCCCACUGCAUACAUUGAAGAGAACCUUGGUCUGGUGGAAGAAGGCUGCAGUAACCUGAGGAAACAGAUUAGUAACGCAGUAAAGUUUGGCAUUCCAGUCGUUGUGGCUAUCAAUUCAUUCGUCACUGAUUCCCCAGCAGAGGUAGCACUUGUGGCUAAGAUUUCCAAGGAAGCAGGUGCAUUUGAUGCUGUUGUGUGUGAGCAUUGGGCCAAGGGUGGAGAGGGAGCAGCUGAUCUGGCUGCGGCUGUUAAGAGAGCAUGCGAACAACCAAGCAAUUUUAAGUUCCUUUAUGACCUCAAUUUGCCCAUCAAGGAUAAGAUAGAAACUAUAGCCAAGGAGAUCUAUGGUGCAGAUGGUGUGUCAUAUGAAGAGGAGGCAGAGAAAAAGAUUGCUCUAUACACAAACCAGGGUUUCAGUGGGCUUCCUAUUUGCAUGGCGAAGACUCAUCUGUCUCUAUCAGACAAGCCAGAUUGGAAGGGAGCGCCAACAGGAUUCACAUUGCCCAUUCGUGACGUCAGAGCUAGCGUAGGAGCUGGGUUCAUCUUCCCUCUAGUGGGCACUAUGAGUACAAUGCCUGGAUUACCCACAAGGCCUUGCUUCUAUGAUAUUGAUAUUGAUCCAAUCACAGAGCAGAUUGUAGGACUAUCAUAACAAGAAUCAUGAUGCAUUCUGGGAAUAAAGACCCUACAUUACACAUCACAUUAUCAUUACACAUUGUUCAUGUGUUUGAAGAUGUUGUUGCUCAAAAAUGUGCCUUAUGUUUAAAUGAUACAAUUUUUAAGUGUUGCCAAAAUCAAUACAUGUAUUUAAUGAUGUUUUGGGAAUCAUGAACACGCUCAAGGAGGAUUGGCGCCCAGAAUGCAAUCUCGAUAUUUU
Messenger RNA from Owenia fusiformis, 3027 nucleotides. The record is from the annotation of a GenBank genome assembly. NCBI's taxonomy places the organism in Eukaryota, Metazoa, Annelida, Polychaeta, Sabellida, Oweniidae.